Phytophthora nicotianae INRA-310 is the source of this 1392-nucleotide messenger RNA. RefSeq lists its product as hypothetical. Lineage: Eukaryota; Oomycota; Peronosporomycetes; Peronosporales; Peronosporaceae. The transcript is spliced from 2 exons. The record is from RefSeq and is a predicted model, not a curated record. Bases 132 to 1013 code for a protein of 293 amino acids.
UGCCAUCCUUGGUCGCCGUUUGUCUUUUUUGAGCCAAAAAGUCAAAGUAGGGUACGCUUGGGGUACGAUACCAAACGUACCCCUUCAGAUUCACGAUCAGUAAUCGGUGAUCGUCGAUCACUCUUGAUGUGAUGAGUCGCCAUAGGACCAUCUUGAGAAGGCCCAUACUGCUGUGCGUGGACUUUGAUGAGACUAUUACUGUACGUGACACGACCUCGCUGCUCUUCCAGCUUUCCUCAAGCUCCGCUUCAACGCAACAGCAACUGGUGACGCAGUAUGUCGACGAAGUCGGAGAGUUCAUCGGGAGCUAUGAGACCAAGUGGCGGCAGCGCGAGCUCAUCUCCAGUAGAAGCAGAACUUUCGACGACGCAGGCUUACACGAGUUUCUGGAAGGAUACGCUGCAGUGGAUCUGCGGUCGGUGCAGCGGGUUGUGGAGUGCCGAGCGUUGGAGGGCAUUCGGCACCAGGACCUUGUCAAGGUUGCGAGUAGCGUGCAGGUCCGAUCAAAUUACGCCGAGACACUAGCACUUGCCGAUGACUGGAAAAUCAUAUCUGUCAAUUGGAAUAAAAAGCUGGUGGAGUCUGUGAUAACUCAAGCUGGAGUUGUACAUGAACCGACGCAGAUCAUCGCCAAUGACAUGAAGGCGGAUCAGCAGGGAGUGACGACUGGAGAGAUCAAUGUGAAGGUGCAGUCUCCUAUGGAUAAAGCGCGGUGGAUUGACAACGUACGGUCGAUGUAUGCAGCGACCAAGCCUACGGUCGUGUAUGUUGGUGAUAGUGCAACUGAUCUGCUGGCACUGCUUGCAGCGGAUGUCGGCAUUUGGAUAGCUGCUGCUAAUACUGCAGCGUCUUCUGCAAAGCUGUUGCAUCAACUUGUGGAGAAUUAUGGGAUUGAUCUGCAUCCGUUGAUGAACUGUGGCUCUGUUGGUGGCCGUAUUCACAACGAUAGACCUGUCCUAUAUACAGUGACCGACUGGGCACAGGUUCAGUCAAUCCUUAAAAGUCCGUUCUGAACCGGGAUCAUGUGCCCACCGGACUGGGGUAGGUGGCCGAUACUGGGGCGCGGAUUUAAUUCGAGUUUGGCCGAUGUGCGAGUCAGAAAUACGAGUUACUGUAGCGAAUCCAGCGAUACACUUCGAUAUCUCUGGAAGUACGUACAGAGAUGACCAGAAUGUUGGUUGUUGAAUACCUAAUAAACCAAGAUGAAAAGUCCAAAAAGAAGAAGGAUCGCACAGGAGCUCAGAAAGGAUGGGCUACUAAACGUGCCAACCGCGCUCAUUCCUCGUCGGUUGAGCUCACUGUUAAGGUGAUGAAUGGUUUUCCAUUAAAGCAGGUAUUCGUGGCGCUAGUUCGUCAAUCAAUAUACUAGUAUGUUAUUUUGAUGGUUUACCG